Messenger RNA from Candida dubliniensis CD36, 1422 nucleotides. Its product is annotated as [Histone H3]-lysine-36 demethylase. NCBI's taxonomy places the organism in Eukaryota, Fungi, Ascomycota, Pichiomycetes, Serinales, Debaryomycetaceae. Gene Ontology annotation, molecular function: histone demethylase activity; transcription coregulator activity. Bases 1 to 1422 code for a protein of 473 amino acids. Gene Ontology annotation, biological process: protein demethylation; regulation of transcription by RNA polymerase II. The record is from RefSeq and is a predicted model, not a curated record. The transcript has a single exon.
AUGCCAAUUAAUUCUGAGUCAUGUCCCUUGUGUAGAGCACACAGCCAUACCACUGAGAAAGAAGAAGACAAAACUUCGUGGGUUCAGUGUUCCAAAUGCAAAAUAUGGUACCAUGUCCAUUGUUUGAACCUUCCUACUGAAGAAAUAAAUCAGAUAGUUAUCUACCAUUGUCCCGAAUGUGUACCUAAAUAUGGAGAAUCCACAUAUAAAAGAAAAUCCAAACGUGCUCGGGUAUCUAUUGACUAUCAAUCUUUGAAUGAAGGAGAUACAUUUGCAAUUGACAAGUCAAACCAUUUCCAUUUACACAAUUUUUUGAACUUUAAGGGAGAAACAAAUCUUAAUGUGACUGAUAAGCUUACGAAAACGUAUGCAUUAGACACACACAUGGAGAAACCAAUUCUUAUCCCACAAGCAAACUUGACCCAAAAUGGAAUGCAAUUCCCCGUUGACAAAAAGGAAAUUACAAUUGAUUAUAUCACGGAUUGUUGCGGAGAAGAUACACCAUUGGAAGUGAUGGAUGUGAUAUCACAGCAAGGUAUAUCUCCACCUUGGAGAUUGAAGCAAUGGCGAGAAUAUUUCAAGACUAGUGAAGAGAAACGCGAUAGAAUUAGAAAUGUGAUAUCGUUGGAGAUAUCUGAUGUUGCAAAAUUUGGAGCUAACUUCACACGACCCAAGUGUGUUCGAGACAUGGAUGUAGUGGAUCGAGUGUGGAUUGAAGAGGAUGAACAAAAGAGAAGUAAAGUCACCAAAUACUGUCUCAUGUCUGUGAAGAAUUCAUUCACUGAUUUCCAUAUUGAUUUUGGUGGCACUUCGGUAUACUACACAGUAUUAAGUGGGGCCAAGACAUUUUUGUUUUUCCCACCAACAGACAAUAAUUUGGAAUUGUAUAAAUCUUGGUGCCUAGAGCCUUCGCAAAACUUUAUUUGGUAUCCUGAAUAUACAAUAACAAAGAAUAAAAAGAAGAUCAAGCCAAAUGAUGGGUUUAAGGUCAACCUAAAGCCUGGUGAUCUUUUUAUCAUCCCCAGUGGUUGGAUACAUGCUGUACACACACCACAAGAUUCAAUUGUGAUAGGAGGUAAUUACUUGACUAUAAGAGAUAUGGUAAUGCAAUUGAAAAUUAAUGAAAUUGAAAGAGCGACAAAAGUUCCAACAAAGUUCAGAUUCCCGAUGUUUAACAAGGUGCUCUGGUUGACGGCAUGGUAUUACUAUAAUCACCAAAACAAGUUUCUAGAUGAUAUAGGUGAGGAUGAAGAUGGUAAUGCGAUAUUAACUCGAUUGAUUGGACAUUUACAAGGUCAUUUGGAAUUAAGCAAGACAAACGCAACAGCAAAAAGAAGUAUACCCAAAAUAAUUGGUAAACCAAUGGUAUUUAUCAACAAAUUAUUGGAAUGGAAAGAGGUAAUGUACGGCACAGCCGUGUGA